Molecule: messenger RNA, 1677 nt
Organism: Talaromyces stipitatus ATCC 10500
Lineage: Eukaryota; Fungi; Ascomycota; Eurotiomycetes; Eurotiales; Trichocomaceae
Product: acid phosphatase, putative
Exons: 3
Coding region: 1-1677 (558 amino acids)
Cellular component (GO): fungal-type cell wall
Molecular function (GO): acid phosphatase activity
Source: RefSeq, a predicted model, not a curated record
AUGCGCUACUUCCCCUUUAUUAGUAUCUUCUGGACCGUGCUUCUCUCAAUAGUAAUAUACCAGAAGAUAUCAAACGACGCAUUCUUCUACCAGAGAUGCGAAGAUGUAUGGGUCAAAGUUUAUUCUUCGCCAUGGUAUCCGCGAAUAGAGUUUACGGACUCUCCGUACUUCCCUGGUUGGGGUACUUGGCUCCAUCCUGAUCGACUGGAGAUACGGUUGACCAUACCGGAGAGAUUGAGAACAGUGCUAAAACCAUCAAGACACCUGACGAAGCGCGAACUUCUGUAUAAGUUAGGAGGGAAUGGGCCUUGGGUACAGAAGACCACUCAGGGAUCACCAGAUAAUCGCCCGCCGCAGUCUUGCAAAGUAGAGCAGGUGCAUAUGCUCUCUCGACACAGUGAAAGAUAUCCAACAUAUACCGCUGGAAGUCGACAUCUGGACCUUGUCAAACGAUUAAAAGCAUUAAACACUCCCCUGAACGGGUCAUUAUCAUUCUUUAACGAAUGGAACUACUUCACAAACAAUUCAGAGAAUGACUUUGAGCAACUCACUUCCACGGGUCCUUAUGCGGGUACAUUGGGAUCUUUUACAACUGGAAUACGUUUUCGCACACGAUAUGGUCAUAUGUUACCAAAGUCGGGAACAAAGAAGACGACGAGACUAUGGGCUAGUGAUUCGAAACGUGUUAUCGAUACUGCAAGGUAUUUUGCGGCUGGUCUGUUUGGAAUCGACUGGGAGAAAGACGACAAAGCCGAGGUGGAGGUUAUUCCCGAAACAAUGGAUCGAUAUACUGACACACUGACGCCGGGAGAUACUUGUCUUCAAUACAUUGAAGAUACUGUAUUAGGUCACGAUUGCGGCAGGAAUAUGUUAGAGAAAUUCCAAAACGCAUACAUCCCGCCUAUUGCGCGACGUCUGAUUGAUGAAGAAGGGAAUGAGGCGGUUGGGGAAUUUACUAAUCUCGAAAUCUACAGUAUGCAAGAGACGUGUGGCUUUGAGACUCUAGUAAGAGGGACAAGUCCCUGGUGCGAUGUCUUUACGAGCCGAGAUUGGGAUCAUUUCGAGUAUGCUAGAGAUUUGAUUCAUUUCUAUCGAGCUGGGCCUGGAAAUCCGUAUGCAGGGGCCAUGGGGUGGUUGUGGUUGAAUGCGACGUCUACAUUGUUAGAAAUUGGCCCUAAAGUGGGAAAAAUGUUCUUCAGUUUUGUACACGACGGCGACAUCGCGCCCAUGCUAACUGCACUCAACAUCUUUGACGACCCCAAAUAUGGAAAGUAUCUCCCAGUGACACGUAUUGCCGAAGAUCGAGUAUGGCGAAUGUCAACGGUCUUGCCCAUGGGUGGCAGGAUCAGCUUCGAACGACUCCAUUGUAAAGCCAAUAACGAGGGAGAAGAGUUCUUUGUAAGGAUAAACAUCAACGAUGACAUUGUACAAUUACCAAACUGUCAUACCGGGCCUGGAUCAAGCUGUCCGCUCGACCACUUUGUGAAAAUAGUGCAUGAAAGAAGAGAUCAGGUUGGGAAGUUUGGCGAGACUUGUGGGACAGAGGAGAAAGAAGAGACGGGGUUGACCUUCUUGAGACAGCCGGUCUAUGAUUCCUUGGAAGAUGAUGUUAGAAGUUCUUCAUCAAAUUUGUACUCAGUCAUAAAGAGCACGGAUCAAAACCGUCAAAAUUGCUAG